Fraxinus pennsylvanica is the source of this 501-nucleotide messenger RNA. The record is from the annotation of a GenBank genome assembly. Lineage: Eukaryota; Viridiplantae; Streptophyta; Magnoliopsida; Lamiales; Oleaceae.
AUGUCCCUGCACCUGCGCAUUCAGCUGGAGACAUCUCCUGAAUCUGGAAACAGUCUUCACUCUGCUACUGCUGAAGUUUCUCCUAAUUUCUUUGUCUCGAUUCUAGUACUAGCUGCCAUGAUACCCUCUUGUCUCUCUUUCAUAUUUGUUGGGAGAUAUGUUUUGAGCCCACCACAACAUCUUGUGGACACAGCUGCUGAUAGAAUGGGGAAUCUAUGCCCAAAGUGUAGACAAGAGAUCAGCAACAGGAGAUCUUACAGGGUGAACAUUGUACUUUGGAACACUAUUCAGCUGAUAUUUCCCGAAGAAGUUGAAGCAAGGAAAGUGGCUGCUGCGCGUAAAAUUUCUUUAGGCAUUAUGUUUCAUGACCCGCGCCUUCACCUGGAGACAUCUGAAUCUGGAAACCGCCUUCCCUCUGCUGCUGCUGAAGUUUCUCCAGACUUCGUCGUCUUGAUUCUAGUACUGACUUCCCUGAUACCACUUCUCUCUUUCUCGAACUAG